Molecule: messenger RNA, 1414 nt
Organism: Mollisia scopiformis
Lineage: Eukaryota; Fungi; Ascomycota; Leotiomycetes; Helotiales; Mollisiaceae
Product: short chain dehydrogenase
Exons: 2
Coding region: 224-1345 (373 amino acids)
Source: RefSeq, a predicted model, not a curated record
CAAGUCAUCCGCGCGUUCGGCGCGGACAAAUCAGCGAGACCUGAGCGAGACUGUGGCUGAUCUAACCUUGCUCAGCAAGGAAAUCUAAUGACAAGAAUUGCCUGAUUCAGCAAGUCUUCUAUGCACGAUGAAAGGAAUUAAAAAAUGAGCGGACUUAAAAUCAAUAACUCACCAGACAUAUAAACUCGACUUCAACAGCUGUUCUGCCAUAAUUUUUAUUUCCAUGUUCAGAUCAAUUUCAUUGCACUCUAGAUUCACCACAAGCAAUAUUAGAGUUACGUCAAGGUUGACGCUUCCCCAGAACCACUUCUCCACAAACACAGUCAUGCCAGGAAAAUACGCAGCCGUCCAUGGACCCGAGAACGAGAACGGACCCGGCGAUGCUCGUCCCACCGCACUUCAAAUUAUCAAAGACGAAGGUCUCGAGGGCAAAAUGUCAGACAAAGUCUUUCUUGUAACGGGCACCUCAGCUGGGAUCGGCCCGGAGACUGGACGCGCAUUCGCAGCAACUGGCGGUAAAGUAUUCAUGACAGUUCGGGACCUGAAGAAAGGCGAGGAAGCAUGCAAGUCGUUUCUCGAACCUGGACGAGUCGAACUUCUCGAGAUGGACAAUCAAAAUCUGGAUAGCGUGAGGAAAGCUGCCCAAAACUUUCUCAGCAAGAGUAACAAACUCAACGUUCUUGUCUGCAAUGCCGGGAUUAUGGCUGCUCCAUACCAGAAGACGAAAGAUGGAUUCGAGAGUCAAUUUCAAACAAAUCAUCUGUCGCACUUCUUGCUCUUCCAGCUUCUCAAAGACACGAUGCUGAAGUCAUCGACGCCGGACUUCCACUCGAGAGUGGUGACGGUUUCUUCGACUGGGCAUGCUGCUGGCGAGGUCCAGUUCGGGAACUACGAUUUCAGCGAUGGGAAAGAUUACACACCAUGGGGAGGGUAUGGACAAUCGAAGACUGCCAAUAUCUACAUGACGAACGAGAUCGAGAAUCGCUAUGCUGAGAAAGGACUGCAUGGCAUCUCGCUACAUCCGGGUGGAAUAUGGAGUGGACUGCAGAAAUUUGUAGCACCAGAGACCAUGGCAGAAUGGAAAGCAAGACCUAAUGUUGACAAGCACAUCAAGAGCUACGAACAGGGUGCUGCAACUUCGGUAUAUGCAGCUGUUGGUAAAGUGUUUGAGAAGAAGGGCAGGCUUUAUUUGGUAGAUUGUGAUGUCGAGUCGCCGAAGACGAAUGGGAAAGAAGGUGCCAUCGACGACACGAGACAGGGCUAUAGCCCUCAUAUUUUUGACAAGGAAAAGGAAGCGAGGUUGUGGGAAGAUUCGCUGAAGAUGGUAGGAGUAACAGAUUCGUGAACAGAAACUUGGGCGGAUAUUUGGACGAAGAUGAAUGGAAAAAGUUGUGCAUUAUUGCCUCAUCGAACC